This is a messenger RNA of Harpegnathos saltator (Jerdon's jumping ant), 813 nucleotides long. RefSeq lists its product as uncharacterized. Lineage: Eukaryota; Metazoa; Arthropoda; Insecta; Hymenoptera; Formicidae. The record is from RefSeq and is a predicted model, not a curated record. The transcript is spliced from 3 exons. The coding region runs from base 132 to 668 and encodes 178 amino acids.
UAUAGAAUGUAGGCAUGGUAGCCACGAUAUUACGUUCAGUGCAGUUCUGGAAAAAUGGAGAAGACUGAUGCAACAAAGCUUUUUCAGUUAUUUUAGCAAAGUGUAUCAUUUUUACAUUUUGACGGUGAGCAAUGUUCAACUACAAUAUUUGUAAGAUAUCUACAGGUGAUUUUCGGAUAGUACCAAAAAAUUGGUUAUCGAAAAAUAAAGCAACAUUCCAAUGGCCUUCCUACAAAAAUGUAAAUGAGGUUAAUACAGCAAUUUGUAACAUGUGCGAACCAGAAAGUGACUGGGAUGAAAUAAGCUUUGAUAAAAUGUUAAUGUCAAAGGAUGAUUACUCAAGUGCAAAAGACAUUCUACAAAUUAUUCAAAUAGUAUCUGAUGCAGAAUUAUCUGAAUUAGAUGAAACUAAGUUGAAAAAAUCAAGAUCAAAACGUCAUAAAAAAAUAUAUCAAUUUACAAAUGAUGCCACCACUUCAAACGACGAAAGUUACAACAGUGCUAAAUCUACUAAAAAAGUCAAAAAAGUCUCUCAUAAUUUGCCAUUAAAGCCAGCACAAUUUCAAUCUUUUUUGCAAUAUACUACAACUACAAAUAAAUCUUUAGGGUUUGAAAUUUUGAAAAGGAAACAGCAGUUGGUGAUAGUCUUAAUAGUAGUUCUUCAUUAACAUUACCUGCAAACUACGAUAACAAUGAUAAUCAAAGCAGUUCAAUAGUAUAUCAAAAAAGUCUAUUGAAACCAGCUGUACAUUUAACUCGCCUCAGUAGUUCUAACAUUGAAGAAAUGCUUUUAAGUCUUAUAGAUAAAUAUCA